AUGGUGUGGGCAGCCUCAGCCCCGGCUGCCAUCGCCCUCUGCCUCCGUGUCUCCACAAACCUGGUGAAAGCUGCAGUGGCUGCCCUGGUCAUUGGAGCUGUCCUGUCCACUGCAGAGCAGCACCCUGGGUGGAGCAGGAGCCUCCCCCGAGCAGCUUCAUCUCAUCCCAGGCUGAAGCGGAGCACGGACCGUGAGGGGGACACACCAUCUGCCUGACACAACUCCUCACCCACAGGCUGCCUCUCCAAGCCCAUCACCACCACCACCAUCGCCACGAACCCCCUGUUAUUCCUGGAUUACAGCCCUGAGGAGUUCAACCUGUGCCUGAGCAAUGAUGUCUUAAUUGAAAACCUGGAGGCUCUGCUGGACAUGCCAUUCACCGUGGACUACUACAAGGUCAUGAAAGAAAAGGUGGACCAGGUUUACCCGUCAGGGAUCCCGGAGGAGCAGCUGAGGCGCCUGGGACUGCUGGCCUGCUGGUACUCGGAGGAGGAGAUCAGUCAGUGGUCAGUGACAUCCAAUGACACACUGGCAGCCCUGCUCAGCUCCUCGGGAGGGUGCUGGGAUGAUUCCCAGGUGCAGCAGCUGCUCAGCAGGUACCUGACCCUGGGGGGCACCUUGACCGGGCCCCUGCUCCAGGCCUUUGGGGGCAGCCGCCUGUGCAACCUGCGGGAGGAGCAGAUGGAGCAAAUCCCCGCCCAAGCAAUCGGGACUGCUGGGCAGUUAAACAUUUCUGCCUGCUCCCAAGCCAAGAAGGAGCUGCUCUACAGGAAGGCUCGGGAGGCCUUUGCUGACCUGGCCGACACCCCCAGCGUGUAUUACUGCCGGCUCCGGCCAUACCUGGGUGGAGCUCCAGCAGAGGACCUGAAAGACUUGGCCAAUUCUGGUGUGGCCAUAGACAUGGAUAUGGACACCUUCCUGUCCCUAAAUCCUGAGGAACUGCAGAAACUCAGUGUCAUGGACGUGAAAAAUUUGCUCGGGGAAAACCUCCCUGAGCUGAAGAAAGCUGAGAACGAGCCCUUGGUGAUGGGCUGGGUGGAGAGACAGUUCCAGAGGGAGCUGGACCGUGUCCUGGGAAUCGGCCUGCAGGGAGGGAUGGAGGACCCCACGGGGACAACCACCCCUGCUGCCCCCACCACAGCCAGUGUCACCUCCACUGCCACCAGCCCUGUGCCCACCACCCUCCCAACUGUCCCCACCUGUCCUUGCCCCACCACCCCAGACAUUUUCACCCCUACAGCCACUGUCCCCACCCCUCCUUACUCCACUACCCCAGACAGUGUCACCUCCAGAGCCACUGUCCCCACUUCCAUCACCCUCCCUGCUGUCUCCACCCCUCCUCAUCCCACCACUCCAGCCGGUGCCACCUCCACUGGCACUGGCCCUGUGCCCACCACCCUCCCCACUGUCCCCACCCCUGUUGCCACUACCACCCCCCUGACCACCCAGUCAAGUACAGUCCCCCUCCAGACCCCCACCCCGAGUGCUAUCAGCCCAACCCCCCUAAACAACAGUCCCCCCUCCACUGAGAGUCCCCCUGCCACCCCCACUGCCACCUCCACUGCCCAUCCUACUCUGACCACCACCUCCAUUGCCCCCCCAUGUUCCACCCACCAGUCUCCCACCACAAAUAAGGCCACCCCAUCUCCUGUCCCACUCCUCCCCACCACCCUGGCCCCUGUCAACCCCAACACCACCUCUCCCAGCUCUGCCCCAGUCCCUGCUGUCACCUCCAGGGCCACCACCAGCACCAGUGUUGGCACUGACCCGGCUGGUACCACCCACAGCACCAGCUCCCCUCUGGUGCCCGUGAACACCCCAGCACCCGUGGGGACCACCCACCCUGCUCCUGCCACCCACAGCACUGUCAUCCCUGGCACCCACAGUGCUGCCAGAUUCCCCAGCCCUUCCUCCACCACCACCAGCAGUGAGGUCACCAAACCAACCCCUGGAGCUGUGCCGGAGUCACCACGACCAACAUCCAAUGGACACAUCAACCUGCAGCCCAAGCCUGAUUCAGGACCCAGACUGUCCUCCUGCCUCAUCCACGUGCUGGCUGUCACCGUGGGGACCUUGCUGCUGCAGGGGCUGCUCUGA
Messenger RNA from Chiroxiphia lanceolata (lance-tailed manakin), 2097 nucleotides. RefSeq lists its product as uncharacterized. Gene Ontology annotation, cellular component: cell surface. The transcript is spliced from 12 exons. Gene Ontology annotation, biological process: cell-matrix adhesion. The record is from RefSeq and is a predicted model, not a curated record. NCBI's taxonomy places the organism in Eukaryota, Metazoa, Chordata, Aves, Passeriformes, Pipridae.